Molecule: messenger RNA, 1526 nt
Organism: Actinia tenebrosa (Australian red waratah sea anemone)
Lineage: Eukaryota; Metazoa; Cnidaria; Anthozoa; Actiniaria; Actiniidae
Product: caspase-3
Biological process (GO): proteolysis; regulation of apoptotic process
Molecular function (GO): cysteine-type endopeptidase activity
Source: RefSeq, a predicted model, not a curated record
UGUAAAUCAGAUAUAUUCGAGGCAUUCUCUCAUUGUGAUAAAGAUUGAAAGAUUAUUCAAUGGCGUUGACGAUGUCUUCACAAGAUGUUAUAGCCGGCCUCAAUGAAGUGGACGGAAGACCGAAUUUAGAUAAAUGAUGGAGCAAAUACACCGUGAUGCCCUCAGAAGCCAUCGYCGGGCUUUAGUCCAGGACUUAGAGGCGUCUAAAAUAGCAUCAAACUUGUAUGGUACCGGGAUUUUUGAUGAGUUUGAUAAGGAGUCGGUGAAGAAUGCUGGUACUAAUUCAGAGAGAGCUGAAAAAUUGCUGGAUAUUUUGCCCAGAAAAGGUCCCAAMGCCUUUAAUGCUUUUUGUGACGCUCUAAAGGAUAUUUCACCACAUCUAGAGCAGCUAAUAAACCCAGCUACGAACGAAGGUAAUGAAAAAGAGACUGAUGAUAGAGUUACACGCAGCUCGGUACAUCCCCGGUCUGUAGCGUCAGUCACCACUAGCAGUGGUGCUAUCGGAGGAAAAACUCCUAUMACAGCAACUGAAGAUGGACCAACAGAAGGUGACAAUCCAGAUGGUGGACUGAACAUUUUUGGUAGUGGGUCCAGUCGGUCAAGACCGUCUGAAUCCAUYGACAUGAGAAGCAUGUACAAGAUGGACAAAAACCCGAGAGGCAUGGCCAUUAUCAUCAGYAACAAGACCUUCUUGCCRGCAUCUGGCAUGCACAGGUACCCGCGUAACGGCACAGAYGUAGAUCGUGAUGCCUUAGAGAAGGCCUUCAAAAAUCUGAUGUUUAAUACUCUUGUUUAUAAUGACCAAACUGUCCCUGAAACGCAGAAGAUUUUCAARGGGUUAGCUACUAAAGACUACAGUAAUGAGAAUGCUUUGGUUGUGUGUAUACUGACUCAUGGUGAAGAAGGAAUCUUGUAUGCUACUGAUGGUACGAUAAUGAUCAGAGAGAUGAUGGGAUGGUUUAAAGGAUCAAACCUUGUCGGUAAACCAAAAAUCUUCAUAUUUCAAGCCUGCCAAGGUCAUGAAUACAUGGAUGGUAAAGAUGCCACAGAUGCCCCGCCCCCAGACAAGCGCGUCCAGAUACCUGUGGAAGCAGACUUCUUGUAUGCUUACUCUACUGUUCCUGGCUACUAUUCCUGGCGAAACUCUGUCAAUGGAUCCUGGUUCAUCCAGUCGUUCGUCGAGGUCRUAAACAAGUACGCCAAAACAACAGAUCUGCUUACAAUGAUGACUAGGGUGAAUGCUCUUGUCUCGACAUAUCAGUCAAGAACCAACGACCCUUACUCUGACCGCAAGAAGCAGAUUCCAAGUAUCGUUUCAAUGCUUAGGAAAGAUUUUUACUUUUUUCCUGACAAUCUCAUUGAUAGUUAGGCAAUAUUUUGAUAUUUUACUUGUAAUUGUUGACUUGAUAAAUAAUGAAUGCUUAAUUUAGCUGAUAAAAUUCCGGGGGGGGAGGGGUACUCCCCUAUUUUCACUAUACGGGUACAUGCCGCCAAACAGGGUAUGGUUUUCAGCGAUUCUACUCUAG